AUGGCUCCGCACAAUGUUCGAUGGGGCAUCAUGGCCACGGGCGGAAUCGCCAAUACCUUUGUGAAAGACCUCUUGAAGGACCCCAACGUCCGCGGCGCCUCCGAUGUUUCGCACACCGUGGUCGCCGUGGCAUCCUCCUCCUCUCAGUCUCGCGCCGAGCAGUUCAUCUCUGAUCUGGGCAUCCCGGCUCCCUGUGCGGCCUAUGGAUCCUACGAGGAACUCGUAGCCGACAGCAACGUGGACGUGGUCUACGUCGCAACGCCGCAUUCCCACCAUUUCCAGAACGUCAUGCAGGUGUUGGAGGCCGGCAAGCAUGUUUUGUGCGAGAAGGCCUUUACCGUCAACGCGGCCCAGGCCAAGAUCCUGUGCGAGACGGCCCAGAAGAAGAAGCUGUUCCUGAUGGAGGCCGUCUGGACUCGGUACUUCCCGCUGAGCAUCCAGGUGCGCGAGUUGAUCCAGAAGGGCGCCAUUGGAGAGGUGCUGCGUGUCAUUGCCGAUAAUAGCUUCGGUGACGAUGUCGAGGAGAAGUGGGGGACGAAGCAUCGUAUGGUCAACAAGGACCUGGCCGGAGGAUGUUUGCUGGACCUGGGCAUCUACUCCUUGACCUGGGUCUUCCAAACGCUCUACCACACCCUUCCUCGUGACCAGCGGAAACCCCCGUCUGCUAUCUCAGCACACAUGACCCCAUACCACCUCACCGGGGCCGACGAAGCCACCACCAUGCUCCUCAGCUUCCCGACCACCACGCCGUCCAACCUUCCGCACCCAGGCCAAUCGCAGGCCGUGGCCAUGACGCACCUCCGACUCUCCACCGACCCCGACGAGCAGAACUCCGCCCGUCCCGCCAUCCGCAUCCAGGGAACCAAGGGCGAGAUCCAGGUCGACGGACCUGCGUUCCGGCCCACGCGGUACCGUCUCAUCCCCAAGAAGGGUGAAGGCGAGAUCCAGGAGGUCGAGUUCCCGUUCCCCGGGGAUGGCCAUGGCAUGUUCUGGGAAGCCGACGAGGUGGCGCGGUGUCUGCGGGAUGGUAAGCUGGAGAGUGAGACUCUGCCCUUGGAGGAAAGCAUUGUCAUUAUGGAAGUCAUGGAUGAGAUCCGACGCCAGGGUGGAUUGGUUUAUCCGGAAAAGAUCGAGUCUACGGUCUACCCUACGCAGUUGUAG
Aspergillus melleus is the source of this 1161-nucleotide messenger RNA. RefSeq names its product Gfo/Idh/MocA family protein. The record is from RefSeq and is a predicted model, not a curated record. Gene Ontology annotation, molecular function: nucleotide binding. Lineage: Eukaryota; Fungi; Ascomycota; Eurotiomycetes; Eurotiales; Aspergillaceae. Bases 1 to 1161 code for a protein of 386 amino acids. The transcript is spliced from 4 exons.